GCCACGUGAGUUCGGCCGGGAGGAUGGGGAAGAAGAGCAAGAGGGAGAAGAAGGCGAAGGGGGCCGAGAAGACGGCGGCCAAGAUGGAGAAGAAGGUCUCCAAGAGGGCCCGGAAGGAGGAGGAAGAUCUCGAAGCCCUCAUUGCUGAGUUCCAGACCCUGGAUGCUAAAAAGACGCAGGUGGUGGAGACCGGCUGCCCACCACCUUCGCCCAGGCUCAACGCAUCCUUGUCUGCCCACCCCGAGAAAGAUGAGCUAAUUCUGUUUGGAGGUGAAUAUUUCAAUGGCCAAAAAACCUUCCUCUACAACGAGCUCUUUAUUUACAACAUUCGGAAGAACAGCUGGGCUAAAACCGACAUCCCGAAUCCGCCUCCCCGGCGCUGCGCUCAUCAGGCCGUGGUGGUUGCUCAGGGUGGCGGGCAACUCUGGGUGUUUGGUGGUGAGUUUGCUUCACCGGACGGGGAGCAGUUUUACCACUACAAGGACCUUUGGGUCCUCCAUUUGGCCGGCAAAACGUGGGAACAGAUCAAGGCCACCGGUGGUCCUUCCGGCCGCAGCGGGCAUCGCAUGGUGGUGUGCAGGAGGCAGCUGGUCGUGUUCGGAGGGUUCCACGAAAGCGCCAGAGAUUACAUCUACUACAACGAUGCUUACACCUUUAACCUGGACACCUUCACCUGGGUCAAGCUGGCUCCUUCGGGGAUGGCACCCUUGCCACGGUCCGGCUGCCAGUUGGCCACCACUCCUGAAGGCAGCGUCCUCAUCUACGGAGGCUACUCCAAGCAGCGAAUUAAAAAAGACGUGGACAAGGGCACCCUCCAUGCGGACAUGUUCCUGUUGAAGGCCGAAGGCUCAGACAAAUGGAUGUGGAGUCGGCUUACCCCUUCUGGUGUGAAGCCUCCACCCCGGUCUGGCUUCUCGGUGGCUCUGGGCCCAAACAACAGGUCCCUUCUCUUCGGCGGCGUCCAUGACGAGGAAGAGGAGGAGUGCCUGGAGGGCGAUUUCUUCAACGAUAUGUAUUUCUACGACCUGGUGAAGAACCGCUGGUUCCCUGGACAGCUGAAGGGACGGAAGUGUGAGAAGAAGAAGAAAAGGCGAGGCCAGGGGACGGAGCCCUCUCCUGCAGCAGCUUUGCCCGAGGGAUCUGGUGAAACCCCUCCUGGCCCUGUGGAGAUCGUAAAGGAGGUGGUGGCAGAAGACGGGACCGUCAUGACCAUUAAGGAGACGAUCUCGUCCCCCGUGGCGGAGCAGCAGAGCUCAGAAUCGGAGGGGGAAGACGGGGAUGCGACGGGAGACGAGGCCUCCGGCCCGCAGGUGGAGCCAUGCCCACGUUCGAAUGCCAUGCUGGCGGUGAAGCACGGGGUGCUGUACGUCUACGGGGGGAUGUUCGAGGUGGGAGACCGCCAGUUCACGCUGAACGACCUCUACGCCCUCGACCUCCACAAGAUGGACGAAUGGAAGGUCCUAGUAGAGAUGGACCCCAAAACACAAGAGUGGCUUGAGGAAUCGGAGUCUGACGAGGGAGACGAUGCGCAGGGUGCUGAGGGAGGAGAGGAGGAGGAAGACAGCAGCUCGGAGGAGGAGGGGAGUGACGAGGAAGACGAAGAAGAGGAGGAGCACCCAGCCCUCCAGCUUGACGAGAAGUAUGAAGAUUAUCUCUCCAGGACGGAGCAAUACUGGGUGAAACUGGCCCGCCGCCACCUGGGCCCCGAUGCCAAAGAGAAGAAGGUGGUGAAGGUGGGCCGUGCGAUGGCAAAGACCUUCUAUGAAGAGUCUGCCUAGAGGAGGACUUCCUGCCCAAACAAGAACAGCGGGAAGGGGGCACAUGCUCAGCUCCGGGCAUGCGGCCGGGACCCACGGCCAGCACUGUGCAUUCGUUCCCCUUCCAUGCACCGGAGGACAGAAAUGCCUUUUUCUUUGUGCCGGUCUUUGCGUGCCCGAUACCACCAGCAAGUCAUUGGUUGGGGGGGCCUCUGAAGUGCACGGGUACAGUUCCAGAGCUGGUUUUCCCGAGUGGCAAAACUGGAUGGUAAAAGUGUCUUUUCCCUAGACUGUUGUCAAGGAGCAUUGUGCGUUCGAAUGCUUCUUUCUGCGUGUGUGUGUGGGGGGUGGCUCUUUGCACACAGGAAACUAGUUUGCUAACGGCCUCCAUACGGGAGCGUCAAGUCUGCGACUGCUACAUCUGGGGGGCUUCCUAUGCUUCAAUACACACACACACACACCCGGGCUGGGAUUUCUCAGGACAAUGGGCAAGUAUGUGUGUGGACAGGGGCAGAGAUGUGGAAGACAAUUUGGCCGGUGACUUUGGGGGAGCAGACCUUAAAGCCUGGUGAUUCUAGUGGGAAGUCAUUCGGAGCUCCCAGGUUUUAAACGUGUGAGGUCUUCCGGUCCCUCCUACUCCAUCAGC
Gekko japonicus is the source of this 2403-nucleotide messenger RNA. It is a transcript of the gene KLHDC4, whose product is annotated as kelch domain containing 4. Gene Ontology annotation, molecular function: protein binding. Lineage: Eukaryota; Metazoa; Chordata; Lepidosauria; Squamata; Gekkonidae. The record is from RefSeq and is a predicted model, not a curated record. Bases 24 to 1778 code for a protein of 584 amino acids. The transcript has 12 exons.